Messenger RNA from Heterotrigona itama, 4399 nucleotides. The record is from the annotation of a GenBank genome assembly. NCBI's taxonomy places the organism in Eukaryota, Metazoa, Arthropoda, Insecta, Hymenoptera, Apidae.
AUGACGGAUGCCGGUGUCAGUAGUAAAUUCCCUCCCUGAUCCGACACAGGUCCGGAGAGAAGAAUUUACAGGCCGAUAAUUACGAUCCAGUGCCUUUCUAGAGAGUAAAUACUGCAGAGGGUCUGGCGGUUUAAGAAUCGCUCUUUAUUGAAAAUUAUUUCCUGCCUGUAAUACCUUUAAUACCUACUCGUCGUUGCAGUUCACUUGAUUAUUCCGAAUGUUUCAACAACUCUGCAACUAUGGCGUCGCCGAAUGUUAAUUGUUGUUAACUGAGUAAACAAGUUUAUUUUCCUUCGCUUCUGUUUCGCAUCAAAUUUAAAAAAACCCGACUCUCUUUCGUAACAAUAAAGAAAAAUAGUCCGAAAUUCUUUAUAUGCGAAAAUGAAUGCAGCGUUUCAACAAAAACUUGAAACAUUUAACGAAUUUCAUAUAUUUGCAUACCAUCUUUCUCUGUUCUGCUGAAAGAUGAUACAAAUAGGAUUUGAAGAACUGUAGUUUUGUAUAGUUAACGUGACGUUCCUAAAAAGGAAUCCUUCGGGAUUCCUUAAGUAGAUUCAGAAAAUUCGAGACAUUUGGCAACGGAGUUCAUUAUCUUUUGAUCAGACUAGAUCAAUGCAUUGUUUCGGUUGCUUCUCUUCACGCCACGUUCCACACGAUUUUCCGAUGUUUUUUUUAACAAAGUUUUUGAUCCCGAGAAUCAGGAUCAAACGUUCAGUACGAUGUAGGUAGCGUUUUCACGUUUCGGAUUUUUUUUUUUUUUUCUUUUGCGAGCGGGACAUUAUAGAUUUUUCUUUGUUCUAAUUGCAGGAUGCUGGAACGACAGGAUUCCACUUGCACCGGUUAAAAUGAAUCGUAGGGAGGACCCGCUGUUACGGCAGCAUCGCAACCGCUUGCUGCAAUUAGCCGAGGUGACAAACAUCAAGCCUGGCCGUGGCAGCGGGAAAAGACGUGGCCAGCGGCAGUCGCACGGUUUUGGACCCAGCAAUGGGGGGCCGAGCACUGGCGGCCGCGUCACCCUGCAGGAUAUCGUUCGAAGCGAUCCUGGAUACACGCCAAACAUCGAGCAUUUAGUUUUCCCGGAGCGCAAGAGCAGCAACCCAAAUUUGGCAAAGAGCGGCGAUGAAUCGCCGCAGAACAAAUCCAAGUCGAACGCAACUACCUCGGGCAGGUCCAGGCUCGCGGAAGUGUUCUCCAGGCAUUACUCGAGAGGCUCCUCGCAGGACUCCUCCAUCACAUCCAGAAAGAAUCAUUUGAACAGCACGUCGCUGGACAGCGGAGGGACGGUAUCCCAUCAGGCAACAGGAUCGAGCGGAGCGACGGUGGUGACGAGAAGCGCCGGACGUCGUUGGUUGUCGCAGAGCUCGCAGUCAUCCAGGCAACAUUCGACCGAGGACGGGGUACGUGGGGGCAACGUGGGCGUCAUAGGGCCCGUUUCGACCUCGUCCUCAAGUCAGGCCCCUGCUCCAGCCUUGCCGCCUCGUAGAGUCAGUCCAGCCGCGAAUUCUACCGACAUCUCGAAUACAGCCACUGGCUCCCGUAGCGACAGAGGGCAAAACGUGUCGAUUCUACAUUUACGCAGCACGUCGGAUCCUUGGGAGGUUGGCUCACAAGGUUCUUCGUACAGCGUCGGUAGCAAUAAAAGUCAAAGCGGCGGCAAAGGGAAAUCAAGUGGAAAUGCACGAGGCUCGUAUACACGUGGCACAUCGAUACCGUCGUUGAAACGCCACGAUACAACGGCAUCGGCGUCAUCGACCACUCGUCGACGAGAAUCCUCGAAUUCGUUCCUGUCGGGUAACAGCGGCACCUCCGGCGAACUUUUCAUCAGCGGCGACUGCAGCAGGGAAUUGUCGCCGGUCCGAUGGUGCGACAGAGAGGUGGACGGUGUUUACUUGGGUCGAUCGGGUUGGGUUCAGGUACAACAAAGAUCCCUGGACGAGAACCGACGGAUAAACUAUGAGAGUAGCUUGGUAACGGCGACCACCGGCACUUUACCGUUGCCGAGACGGGCCAUGGUGAAAUUGGCUGACUAUCACUGCAACAGCGAACCAGGAAAAUGUCCCGAAGAAUUUUUACGAUUGGACAACCAGAGACCGGACUAUCUGGCUCUGCAUGGUCAGGACUUCGAGUCCGUAGCGAGCAGCACUUGCACGUCUCCGCACAGUAUCCCCGAGUCUUACUCUCCACCGUCGAUCACCCCGAUAAUCUCACCUCCGCCUGCUUUCCAAGACGUGGUCGGCAAAAAGACCUCCUCGAAACAUUCGUCCGGGCGUAACAAUUACGGAAAGCCGCCGUUCUUACCACGGUCCAACGCUAUAGUCGACAGUGACAUCAUCAGUCCUCCGCCUUCGCCUCCGCACCAAAUGAACUGGAGUUCCUUGCCAGCUUCCUCCCGGAAGUCGUCGAGCAUGCCAUCACAGUUCGUUCAACGUUACCUGGAGUCGUCGAGCUCGUCCUCGUCGUCGGUAGGUUUCAGAAGUCUGGACAGCUGCGUGACGAGGGCAACGAUGCCGAGACUAGCCGAGAACACGGAUUCUUCUGUAGAGGGAUACGACGACGGUGACGACGAGGACGACAAUCCCAGUUCCUCUUUGAAUCUAAGCCUGGUCUCUUCCUCGAUAAUAGCGCUGAAUUCGUCCACGGAGUCUAUACGCGCCAACGGAGAAAGAAUUUCGCCAAACAGACAGAGCCGUCAUCAUAGAAGUCAACAGGGAUUAAGAAGAUCGCCCGGGUCGUCGGAAUCCGGCAAGUUGUCGUUCAAUUCGCCCUCCUCCUCCUCGUCGUCGUCGAGCAGCGCGGAGAGACAAGGCAGAUCUCCGAUACCGAAUGCUUUCAGGCGUAGCAACGCCUCUAGACAACAUCAGAGCGCUAGGACGACGCAAGCGUCCCCAGAUUCCCAUCAGUCACGAGUACGAAGAUCCAGGAGCCUUCAAUUACCCGAGAAGAGGUCUCCCAGCGCCGCGGCACCGAGCAGGGAACACUCCAGGGAAUCUAACGAGCCCCACAGAGUCGUCGUAAAAAUUUCCAGCGAUCGAGGCAACGAGAGGAAACGUCACGUUCUCCAAAAUAGAAAAGCGCAGUCAACCGAGAACGCGUUAAACGAGGAGCUUCUACGUGAGACCGAGGCAGUAACCGAGUUCCUUUACGGCACGAGGAGCCGUGCAAUGGCUAGAAGUCUUCUCUCGUGUCGCUUCGAGCGUCGCGAUGACAGCCAAGAGCAAAGACAAAGGAACAAUCCCAACACCUACGACGUUUACUUCAUCUCGUCUAAGCAGCAACAGUCCGCGAAAUCAACAGGCACGUCUAUGCAGCAACAGCCGCAACAGCAGCAGCCGCCGCCGCAGCAGCAGCAGCAGCAACAGCAGCAACAACAACAACAACAGCAACAACAGUCCAGACGACCAAAGACGCUUCAGAGAGGUGCAACGACCCCGAACGCGAAUCCCUCGUCGUCGAACCACGACUUUUGCGUCAGUCCCGACACGAAGCUACGUUGCAACAGCAGCACAUGCGACUUCUGGCCGCAUUGCUCGCAAAGAGACACUUUGUACUCGCCUAACCAGGCACCAGUGUUUAUGAAGAUAUCUCAGAGCUAUCCGGCUCAUCAAAGACUCCCCACGGACGCGAACAGAGGAAGCGCCAGCUCGUCCCCAGCGUCGUUGGAGCGAAUGGACGACCGGGAGUUCCGUGAUCGCGAGACUUCCCGAAAGAGUCGAGCUAGCCGCGAUCAGAGCAACAGCAACGCGUCCAAGUAUCAGGAAAGACAGCCGAAAAGCGUGUUGAAGCAGCCGAAUCGAUGGUCGCCGCUCGAAGGAUCGAACGGGAACGGUUCGACCGUGGAGAAGAGGGAAUAUCACCGAUACUAUCAGAAGCCCGAAUUCACCGGCAGUUUCGAGGGUUGUGAAAAUAAAGAUAGGAAAGUGUCGCCGGUCCAGGGGAAGAAUAUCGUGAACAGAUCUCCGAGCGGUCAGGUCGCGUCCUCGUCGACUACAUCGUCGUCUUCUAGCAGUGACAUUUGGGUCACCACGUCCGAUCGGACGGUGACGAAAAGUCCAAGGAACGCAAAAAGCUCCGGGGCGUCUACUCCUAUGGAGGAUGCGGUGAUUGGUUCGUUGAAGACGCUGAUGGAACCGCCGAAAGAUGGAAUGCUGUCUAGGCCUGGAAGCGCCCCGACUAGAGGAGAGGAUUCUCUCACGGGGGACGUCUCCUUGGAUCCUCAUCAACGGUCUCUCUCCUUGCCAAAGUCCUUUCUCGCGCACAACGGUCCAUCGAACGCACGUUUGCCAUAAGAGCGAUAAAUGAACAGAAUACGACGACUCGAUCGUCAGGACGUUUCGCUUUACCUCGUCGUGCCGCAUUAUCCGGGACAUCUAUCGCGAAACACGUCGUAAAAAUGUCAUAA